AGUCCGCACUCUUCGUGCUCAAUCAGCCAGUGAAUGUUCAAAGUCCGGAACCUCGGCCGAAGAACAACCAGCCGUCUUUUAUAGUGCCUGGGUUAUGCAGAUGCAUCAUACCCUACAUAUGAGCCGACAUCUCAGCAUGGACGGAGAUUUCGGGAAGUCAUACCUGUCGAGCUGUCGGUGCCUUCGCGGCACCACUAUAUCAGUCCUCAUGACAUAUUGCACCAGGCCAGAAGCUAUAUAAACACCUUAGGAUGGCCUCGAUGUGUUCGGUAUCAGCUCAACAGCCCCAAGCAGAAAAUUAAAAGCAACAAUGCGUUUCCUCACUAUCUUCUCCGCCAUCGCUGUCCUUGCUGGCUCCGUCCAGGCCGCCACAAAGGUCAUGCCCCUCGGCGACUCCAUCACGGGAUCCCCUGGGUGCUGGAGGGCAACGCUCUACAACCGUCUCUGGAACAACGGCUACACAAACAUCGACAUGGUCGGCACCCUGCCAGCCCAAGGCUGCGGCGUUACCUACGACGGCGACAACGAGGGCCACGGCGGAUAUCUCGCCACCAACAUCGCGAGCCAGAGCCUUCUCCCGGGGUGGCUGUCCGCCACUAACCCCAACAUCGUCAUCAUGCACCUGGGAACCAACGACGUGUGGAACAACAUCGCGCCGGCCACCAUUCUCAGCGCCUUCUCGACGCUCGUCGAUCAGAUGCGGGCCAACAACCCUAGCAUGAAGAUCUUGGUGGCGAAAAUCCUCCCCAUGAAUCCCUCGGGCUGCAGUGAGUGUGCUCAAAGGGUCAUCAACUUCAAUGCUGCCAUCCCCGCUUGGGCCACCGGUAAGACCACGAGUCAGAGCCCGAUCACCGUCGUGGAUCAGUGGACUGGGUUCUCUACGGCAACGGAUACCACGGAUGGUGUUCACCCCAUCGACAGCGGAAACCAGAAGAUCUCGGAUAAGUGGUAUCCGGCUUUGGUGGCUGCUCUGUAGAUAAGGCAAAGGCCCGAUUGGUUGGUUGGUUGGAGGGAUGGAUGGAUGAUUGGAAGGAUGC
Messenger RNA from Tricharina praecox, 1037 nucleotides. RefSeq names its product SGNH hydrolase-type esterase domain-containing protein. Gene Ontology annotation, molecular function: phosphatidylcholine lysophospholipase A1 activity. NCBI's taxonomy places the organism in Eukaryota, Fungi, Ascomycota, Pezizomycetes, Pezizales, Pyronemataceae. The record is from RefSeq and is a predicted model, not a curated record. The coding region runs from base 311 to 976 and encodes 221 amino acids. The transcript has 3 exons.